AUGCCCGAAAUGACUCAAGAAUUGCCUGAAAAGACUGUCAAGCGCAUAGAAGAACCGGCCAUCUCGUUGAAGAAAAUCGCUCAACUCGAAGCCGAUUCGGAAGAAAUCAAAAAGGACAAAGACGUCGAGAUGCGCCAAUUGGCAGCAAGCAUGGUUCAAAUCGAGGCGAAUUUGAAAAUCACGGAGUUGGAGGCCGAUUUGGUUGACGAAAGGGAGAGAAAUCGAGAAUUGGAAAGGAAAAUCGCCGAGACGAAAAGGAAGAACGACGAUCUCGAAACCCAAUUAAAUCGGACGAUGAAUCUCUUGGAUCUGUAUCGGGAUGGAUGGUCGUAUUUGGCGAAAACGGCUUCGUGGUAUAAGGGUUUUGGUCAAUGGAUGACAUUUGAUGAAGCCGAGGCAUAUUGUGCGAGUCGAAAGGGCCAUUUAGUCUCAAUUCACAGUCAGGAAGAGAACGAUUUUGUUUGGAAACUCGCGAAAAAUUUUCCUGCGAAUCGGUCGUUCUGGAUAGGACUGAAGAGAAAUCUGGACAAAGGAAAUGCUUUUGAAUGGACGGAUGGAAGUUCGGUGGAUUUCACGAAUUGGAUGGUGGGAGAGCCGGAUUCGUACACCCACGCUGUGCUUUGGAACGACAAGGGGAAAUGGGGGGUCGAUCCUCCUAACGAGGAGUUUCAAUUUAUCUGCAAAAGGGACGCUGAAUUC
Mesorhabditis belari is the source of this 699-nucleotide messenger RNA. The record is from the annotation of a GenBank genome assembly. NCBI's taxonomy places the organism in Eukaryota, Metazoa, Nematoda, Chromadorea, Rhabditida, Rhabditidae.